This is a messenger RNA of Phlebotomus argentipes, 2518 nucleotides long. RefSeq lists its product as uncharacterized. Gene Ontology annotation, biological process: regulation of transcription by RNA polymerase II. Lineage: Eukaryota; Metazoa; Arthropoda; Insecta; Diptera; Psychodidae. Bases 670 to 2385 code for a protein of 571 amino acids. Gene Ontology annotation, molecular function: protein binding. The transcript has 4 exons. Gene Ontology annotation, cellular component: nucleus. The record is from RefSeq and is a predicted model, not a curated record.
UGGAAGAGAAAAGAAGACGGGGAAGUUGUGUGUGCGAAGAUUUGAGAAAUUUCAAUGUAGUGUGUGAUGUUGCUGAGUGCGGACGAACUUUUUUGGGUUGACAUUAGCAGCUGUGAAGAGUAUUAAUAUUAUUCUAUAGAUUUGUGAAGAGAGCCAAUAACAAGUGAAAAUAAUCAUGCACGGCAAUUGGAAUAUUCCAGCCAGUCCAGUAUUUCAGUGACGCGUUCUCAGUGUGCAACUCCCUAAUCGAGACAUCCCGACAUUGGCGAACUCGAGCUCAUUUUUUUCGGGGGAAGAGAGACAAUGUGUGCGCGAUUCUAACCUCAUUCUUAGAAAGUGUGCUCAAAGUGUUAUUUAGAACAAUUUCUCUUGGCGGCCGAGUGAGAGAGAUAGAGAUAACUGUAAAAAAAUUUCUACACACUGUGUAUAUUAUUUUAGUUUAUUUGCUCAACAAGUGUGGAUAUAAAAUACAUUUCUUUUUUCUAAUUAAUCCAAUAAUUACCAAUCUCUGCCUCUACACAUCUCUUGCGCGCGUCUCGCAUUUUCAUUUCGCGCAUUUUCUUCGGGAAAAUCCAUCUUUUUUUCGCACCUAAUUUGCUCUUGUGUUGGACGAUAUAAAAACGUGAUAUCACACUGGAUAUAGCACAGUUUUCUCGGAUCAAAGGAAAAAUGCCACAGCCGAAUUGUCAAUCGAUACGAUACUGCUGGGAGGCGGAAAAAGUAAAAACCUUGAUACGGUUGAGGGCAGAACUUUCACCACUCUUCACGGGCAAACGAAAUGCAGCCAAAUACGCUUGGGCUGUCGUGGAGCGCGAACUCAAUGUUCCACUGCCACUGGCGAAGAUCAUCAAGAAGUGGAACAAUCUGCUGCAAGAAUACAAGGCGAUAAAGCUGUCGGAGGAGCCCAAGAGGCGCGACUGGCCCUUCUUCAACAUGAUGGACGUGUACUUCAGCGACCAGGUGAACGAUCCGACGCUGCGCCUCUUCUCCAGCACCAAGACCUUCGGCGCCGACAACCUGGACGACUGCACAUUCGAGGACAGCAUCGUCAUGUCCAACGCCAUCGCGGCGGCCACGGCGGCGGCGCAGCAGGCGUCGCGCGAGGCGCGCGAGAACGCCGAGGCGGCUGAGAUGAUGCAAGACUCAAAGUCCGUGAGCUCACAUGACGACAGCGACUCCACGAAGCCCAGCACAGCCGGCCUGGCCGCUCCGUCCACGACCUCAGCGCCCGUCAGCAACUCGUACAACAACGGCAUCGGCAUCCGCGACUACGACGAGCUGAUGGAGUCCAAGUACUCGGAGGCUAUGCAGCAGAAGGACGUGUCGGCGCAGGAGCUGCUGCAGCAGGCGGAGCACCACAACAUCGACCAGUACUUGCUGUCGUGGAACAACUUCUACGGCAACAUGUGCCGGGGCUUCCACAGUCUGCAGAAGGACGGCCAGAUGGUGGACGUGACCAUUGCUGCGGGCGGCAAGAUCUUCAAGGCACACAAGCUCGUCCUGUCCGUGUGUAGUCCCUACUUCCAGAAGAUCUUCCUCGAGCACCCGUCCACGCACCCCAUCCUCUUCAUGACGGACGUCCACAGCAAUCACAUGGCGGGCCUGCUGGACUUCAUGUACAGCGGCCAGGUGAAUGUCAAGUACGAGGACCUGCCCAACUUCCUCAAGGUGGCCGAGGCGAUGCAGAUCAAGGGCCUGCACAGCGAGAGCACGACCGACCAGGAGGAGCAGAGCAAGCACACGACCAACAGUGCGAACUCCACCAACAGCAAUUCCAAGCAGUUCAAGCACCCCGCGUAUCCCGGCGUCACAAACCUCUCCAUGGCCGACACAUAUCACAGAGUGCCCACGAGCACGGGCAAGAGCCCCAACAUGGCCAGAUCCACUCCGCCCAGCAGCCUCUCGCCGGCCCUGGCGCAGUCGCGCCUCUACCAGCCGCCGCCGCUGCCCAACGCGGCGCCCAAGUACCAAAUCCACAGCACGAGCAAGACCAUGUUGGACAACCAGAAGCACCAGAAGUACUUCUCGAAGCGCAAGAUGGCCACGCCCAUGGAGGUGAUCAGCGGCGACAGCAAGAUGGACGCGAAGCGCAACCGCCUGGCCGAAGACAGCAACAAGAACUACAAGGCACUGCCACUGACGGAGGACGAUCUGGUGGAGGAGCGCGAGGAGCGCGGCGUGAAGACGGAACCGGACGCGGACAACGACAACAGCCAAGCACAGCAGGAGGAGGAGGUCUACUAUGCGGACUCACCCACGGGCGCCGCGGCGGCGGCCAUCGCGGCCACGGCCAAGCUCAAGCAUUCCAUCCUCGAGUCACACUUGCGACAGAACGAGAACAGCGCGCUCUCCGGGAAGCUCAACUUCACGCGGCAGAGCAGCUGAAAGUGGUGACACGGCCUGCGUCCGGCGCACGCUUUUCCCGGCCCGCGCACAGCUCUCCUCAAGUCCCUGAUCGCCUGACAUUUCGCAUUUCGCUAAUUACGACACAUUAUAUUAUUUUCUUAUUAUUUUAUAC